AUGACGACGUUCACAAAAAUUGACGAUGACUCCAUUCCCACCAUAUCCGUGAAUGCUGCGGCACAACUGUCCAAGAUCAACCCCAACAUCUACUCUGGAUUUACAGAGCAUAUGGGCCGGUGCAUUUAUGGAGGCAUCUACGAUCCUGGAAACCCUCUGUCGGACGAGAAUGGAUUUCGAAAGGAUGUGCUGGAGGCAUUGAAGGAAUUGAAUAUCCCAACCGUCCGUUAUCCCGGUGGUAAUUUUGUCGCUACAUAUCAUUGGCUGGAUGGCGUUGGUCCGAAAGAACAACGACCGGCAAGACCGGAACUGGCCUGGUUAGGAACGGAGACGAAUCAUUUUGGUACCGAUGAGUUUCUGAAGUGGUGCGAAGUGAUAGGAACAGAGCCAUACUUUUGCUUGAAUUUUGGAACAGGUACCCUUGAUGAAGCUAUGGCUUGGGUUGAAUAUUGCAACGGCACCGGCAACACCUACUACGCCAAUUUGCGAAGGAAGAAUGGUCGGGAAGAGCCCUACAAUGUCAGAUAUUGGGCAUUAGGAAACGAAGUCUAUGGGCCAUGGCAAGUGGAACAAACAACCAAGGAAGCUUAUGCCCACAAAGCUUUCCAAUGGGCUAAGGCUCUCAAACUACUGGACCCGAACCUGAUCUUGAUCCUUUGCGGUGAGACCGGUGCAACAUCAUGGGAUUAUUAUACGUUGAAGCAAUGCCUCAAGCCUACUCAAAAGACAUUGACCAGCAAUCCUACGCCGCUGAUCGACAUGCACAGCAUACACAUGUACACAGCCUCCAGGGACCACUUGCAAAAUGCAACGGCACCUCUAGCAGCCGAGCGCGCGAUCGAAAUAGCAUCUUCCUUGAUCGAUCUCGCCCGGAUAGAAAAUGGAGUUGGUCCUGACGAGCCACGCCCCACUCUCUGUUUUGAUGAGUGGAAUGUGUGGGAUCCCCUUCGAGCUGAAGGUAGAUUUGGUGCUGAGGAGACAUAUACCUUGUCCGAUGCAUUGGCUGUCGGUGUCUUCCUUAAUGUGUUUAUCCGCAAGAGCCGGGAUCUCGGCAUGGCAUGCAUCGCUCAGAGUGUCAAUGUCAUUUCGCCUCUCAUGACGUCUCCAACAGGUAUCACUAAACAGACAACUUGGUGGCCAUUGCUCCUUUUCUCGAAAUACAUGCGUGGCUGGACGAUUGCGGCCCAUGUCGCUUGUGGUUCGUACAAUGGAGACACGUCGCCUGCAUGGCUACGAAGUGUCAAAGACACACCAUGGCUGGAUGUCAGCGCUGUGUUGAGCGAUGAUGGUUUCGUCAAUGUGGUCACUAUCAAUGUACAUGAGCACAAAGACUUUGAAGUGAAAGUCGAGGGAGCCCAGGGUCCUGUCAACGUCUUUACGGUUACCGGGGCCGAUGUCACCGUUACGAAUAUGAAAGGAGAAGAGGAGGUUGGCAUUAAAGAGACCACGUGGGAUGGCCAAGAGAAUUAUGUGUUCCCCAAGCACUCAUUAACUUUGAUGCGCUGGAAAGCUUGA
Molecule: messenger RNA, 1515 nt
Organism: Talaromyces marneffei
Lineage: Eukaryota; Fungi; Ascomycota; Eurotiomycetes; Eurotiales; Trichocomaceae
Exons: 6
Coding region: 1-1515 (504 amino acids)
Biological process (GO): polysaccharide catabolic process; L-arabinose metabolic process
Molecular function (GO): alpha-L-arabinofuranosidase activity
Source: RefSeq, a predicted model, not a curated record